AUGGAGACGCAGGAGGCUCCAAAGCAAGAACCCGUCGACAGAUGUUCUGACAGCUGUUUCAUUUCUUUCUUCUGUCCACAGAACAUCUUGGCCAAGGCGCUGUAUGACAACGUGGCGGAGUCCCCUGACGAGCUGUCCUUCCGUAAAGGUGACAUCAUGACGGUGUUGGAGCGAGACACGCAGGGUCUGGACGGGUGGUGGCUCUGCUCGCUCCACGGCCGCCAAGGCAUCGUCCCCGGGAAUCGCCUGAAGAUCCUGGUUGGCAUGUAUGACAGCAAGCAGCAACCACCAGGCACGCCUUCCACACAGGAUGCAGAUGCUACCUGUCCCACCCCCCAGGUGCAGCGACCCCUUCCUGCUCAGAGCGUCUAUGUCAAACCAACACCUGCUGGCUCUGCUAAUCAGCCCCUUCCUUCGGUCCAGUACACGUCCAUGCACCCGGCUUUCUCUAGUUCUAGUGCUGCAAAGAGCAGCCCUGACUCUAUUUACAUGAUGCCCCCCUCCCACGGUCCAAAGCUGAGCUCCCAAAGUCUGUAUCAGGUUCCCUGUGGUCCAAGCGGACCGUCUGCACAAGCCCAGCCCGGACCGCCUAGCAAGGCCCCGAUUCUUGGUCAGAGACAGUUUCAGCUGCCGGGGAAGGAUAUCUACCAGGUGCCUCCUUCUGCAGGUCCUGGUCCUGGUCCUGGUCCAGGGCAGGCAGCAGCUUCUGGUGGGGGUACAGCACCUGGUCAGGACGUGUACCAGGUGCCCCCCUCCCUGGAUAAGAGGAGCUGGGAGAGCAGCAGCAAGCCCCAUGGCAAGGUGGUGGUUCCUACUCGUGUUGGACAGGUUUACGUGUACGACACGGGGAAAACGGACCAGGACGAGUACGACGUCCUGCCUAGACAUCAACCUCCAGCACAACAGGACAUUUAUGAUGUGCCUCCUACCCGCCAGCAGUACAGCACUCAGGUGUAUGACACUCCUCCCAUGGUAGUAAAGGGGCCCUCUAGUGGUCAAGACAUAUAUGACACCCCAGUGAGCUCAGACAAGAACCCCCAGCAGACAGUUUAUGACUUCCCCCCAUCAGUGAGUAAAGACGUUACUGACGCCCACCCAGUCAGGGAGGAGACCUACGACGUGCCACCCCACUUUGCUAAACUGAAGCUCCACCCACCUGUUACCUCUGGCCAUUACCUGCACAACAACAUCAGCGACGACGACGAGCCGCCAAUCCCAGAGGACGUAUAUGAUGUCCCACCCCCCAUCUUGACUGACAAGCAUUACCUCAGAGACAGGGGCACAGUCAGCCAGCCCCCCCAGGAGAUCUAUGACAUCCCAGCAGUUCUGCGUGCCGGAGAUGUCCCUGUCCAAGACGUUUACGACUUCCCACGCGAACGGGAGGACAGAGGGGAGAGGGGAGACCAGUAUAUCUACGAUGUCCCCCCACAGGUUGUUCGUGAUGCCCAGUCAGCCAGCGAGGAGCUGACCGUGUCCUUCAAACGCCUGUCGGCUUCAAGCACAGGAAGCUCACGGAGCAACCACUCGUCUUCAUCAUUAGACAUGGUCCCUGUCCGCGAUACCCCCUCAUUUCCUGGUCCUGGCCCCAGUUCUGGGAAACCCCUGGUCUUGGACCUUGAUCAGGCCAUGGAGCGUCUUACUCACCUGCAGCAGGCUGUUGAGUCCAGCGUUUCCUUCAUGAUGUCCUUCAUCACAGGAAGCUGGAGGAGCCCCGCUCAGCUUGAGGGGAACCUCCCUGCCAUUCGUCAGGCUGCUGACCGGGUGCGCGCCACUGUCCGAGACUUCCUGGAGUUUGCGCGUGGCGCGGUUGCCAACGCUGCCCAGGCCACCGAUCGUUUGCUGCAGACCAAACUGGGUCGUCAAGUGGGGAAGAUGGAGGAGGUCUUCCAGAGUUUGAUCAGGCACAGUCAGAGCUUAGACAGCAUGUCGUGGUCACACACGGCACUCUCAACUCCAACACCAGGAGGCGACGACUUGGAUCGACUGAUCAUGACAGCGAGAGGCAUCCCUGAUGACGCCAAGCAGCUGGCGUCUUUUCUCCAUGGCAACGCCUCGCUGCUGUUUAAAAGGACAAGCCGGCAGCAGCAGCAGCAGCAGCUGCCUCUUCCUCCAAUCCCAGCGGAGAUCAGUGGUCAGGUGACCGGCUCGGGAAGUGGAACCUACCAGGGAGGGGAGAAAGUCCACAUCCAGUCACGACCCCUCCCUUCUCCUCCAAAGUUCACGGCUGCAGAUGAGGAAGAAGGCGUGGAGAGGCCAUACGAGGCCUCAGAGGAAGGCUGGAUGGAGGACUAUGACUACGUCCAUUUACAGGGGAAAGAAGAGUUCGAGAAGAACCAAAGAGAGCUGCUGGAGAAAGGCAACAUCAUCCGACACAACAAGACACAACUGGAGCAGCAGCAGAUUAAACAGUUCGAGUGGCUCGAGCAGGAAGUCAGCCGGCCGAUCAACAACGACCUGACCGGCUGGGCCCCCGCCCCGCACCGUCCUCUGGCCAAACCGUCGUCCAAGAACAGCCCCGGAGACCCUGCACCCUCCAAGCUGUGCCACGGGGAUCGCCAGCUCCUCCUCUUCUACCAGGAGCAGUGCGAGCAGAACGUCACCACCGUGAACAACGCCAUCGAUGCCUUCUUCACCGCCGUCAACUCCAACCAGCCGCCAAAGAUCUUUGUGGCUCACAGCAAGUUCGUCAUCCUCAGCGCGCACAAGCUGGUGUUCAUAGGCGACACGUUAUCACGGCAGGCCAAGUGUCCCGAGGUGAGGGCCCGGGUGGCCCAGAGCAGCAACACCCUGUGUGAGAAACUCAAAGACAUCGUGAUCAGCACCAAAACAGCAGCGCUGCAGUAUCCCUCCCCCGGAGCAGCCAGAGAGAUGACGGAGAGGGUGGGGGAGCUGGCGGGGUGCACACAGCAGUUCAGAAUGGUGCUGGGACAGAUCCUGCUCAUGUAG
Molecule: messenger RNA, 2946 nt
Organism: Nematolebias whitei (Rio pearlfish)
Lineage: Eukaryota; Metazoa; Chordata; Actinopteri; Cyprinodontiformes; Rivulidae
Gene: bcar1
Product: BCAR1 scaffold protein, Cas family member
Exons: 8
Coding region: 1-2946 (981 amino acids)
Biological process (GO): cell migration; cell surface receptor protein tyrosine kinase signaling pathway
Cellular component (GO): cytoplasm; plasma membrane; focal adhesion
Molecular function (GO): protein binding
Source: RefSeq, a predicted model, not a curated record